AUCCUUCUAGAAGCCAGACGACCUUCAUAGAGUCUCGUGCUGCUGUUAUUGUAAUAACGACUUAUAGCGGACUGGGCGAGUUCCUGCAGGUUCUGUUUCGGUUUGUUUGUAUUUUUCCACUCCGGGAUGGGAGCAAACGCAUCCUCGCAACGGGACGCCAAGAGCGCCGAGGACACGAGCGCCAUGGAAGAGCGCGCCGCGGACCUCAGUGAGAGCCGCUGCGGCGACGAGGACGACAACGUGGACGCGAAGCAGUUGCAGAAGAAUGGACAGAUCUCAGUCUCCAGCCUCAACGGGAAGACGGAUGAGCAGACAGAAUUUAACGGACCAGAUGAGGACAAUACUCUGGCCGAGGUUGGCCAGACGGAGGCCAUGCCCCAGAAAGAGGAUAGCCCUGAAUCAGUUGAGGUCCUCCAAGAUGAGGUCUCGCCUCAAGCCAAUGGAGAGCAGGACGAAAAAUGUGUCAGUGCAGAUGAAACUACACCCACAGAAGAGAAGGUAGCUGAGGAGAAACCAACUGAUUCCAACGAGGUGGGUUUCAAGAAGAUCUUCCGCUUUGUUGGCUUUAAGUUUACCCUGAAGAAGGACAAGAAUGAGAAAACAGAGCCUGUACAGCUCCUGACAGUGAAGGAAACUGAGGAUGGUGUUUCAGAAGCUGCUGUUGAGGAAACCAAAGUUGAACCUGUAACAGCAGAAAUCAAGCCUGAGGAUGAAAAGAAACCAGAUGCUCCAGAAAUAGAGAAAGAGGCUGCAAAGACUGAAGCAGAAUUAGACCUCCCUGCAAGUGAUGCCCCAGCAGAUUUCAAAGCAGAUGGCACUGAAGAAACUGACAAGACCCCAGCUGAUGAGCCAGCUGAAGAAGUGGAAACCUCUACUGAUAAAGAGAAAGAGAAAGAACCAGAACCACAAGCAGAAUCUCCUACAUCUCCACCAUCUCAAGAAACACAAUCCCCUUUCAGAAGAUUCUUCAGUCAGGGAAUCUUCUCAAACCUGCGGAAAAAGACAAGCUUCAAGAAAUCUAAAGAAGAGGAACCAAUAAUGGAGAAAUCUGCUGAGGAGGAUAUAAAGGAGGCUGAGGAGAAAGAGGAAGUGGCAACAGGAGGGGAAGAAGAAGUCAAGGAGGAUGCAGAGGAAGUGGAAACAGAAGAACAGGUAGAUAAAUCUGAAGUACCAGAAAAAUCUGAAGCACCUAUAGAAAAAUCUAAAGCAAGGGAAGAGGAAACUCCAUCUGCCCCACAGGAACAAAAGGAGGAGGAGCUAAAGGUGGAGGUUGAGAGCACAAGUGAAGCUGCACCAUUACAAGAACCUGAAGCUGUUGAACAAACUACAACAUGUGAGGUUUCAGAGACCUCUGCUGCUGUAGAAAAAGAAGAAAUCAAACCCACUGAUGAUACCAAACUUACUGAUGGCAAAGAAACGGACUCUUCUGAGGAACAACAGAUUUCUGAGAAAUCAUCUGCAGAAGCAACCACUGAAGCUGAAGUUCAAGACAAAGCCAAGGCUCAAGGAAGUCCUCUGAAAAAAUUGUUUACUGGGGCAGGGUUAAAGAAGUUGUCAUCCAAAAAGCAGAAAGGCAAAAAAGAAACAGAGUCAAAGCAAACAGAAUCCACUGAACAGGCAGCUGAACAGGUUCAGUCAUCCACAGAGUCAGGUGAGGCUCAAAAACCUGACAGCAGUGCCUCGUCUCCAGAAGAAUCUGGUGAGCAUGUUGUAGGUGAGGAAAGUCAGGCUGAGGCCAAUGUGGAAGUCGAAGGUGAGGCAGCAACCUCUGACAGUGAGAAGAAGAAAGAUGGCAUUCUUCAUUGGGCCUCUUUCAAAAAAUUAGUCACUCCAAAGAAACGUGUCAAGAGGUCAUCUGAGAGUGAAGACGAGACCCCUGGAGACAAGCCAAAAUCAGCCACUCUUUCUUCAACAGAGAGUGCUGUCUUCGAAGAGAAAGCUGAGGAGAAUAAAUCAAGUGGAGAAGAAAAGGAAGAAGCAAAGGAGGAAUCACAGGUUGAUUGCAAGACGGAGACAAAAGCUGAAAAGACUGAACAAACCACAGAGGAGCCCAAGAAGAAGAUUGACACCUCAGUAUCCUGGGAAGCCCUUAUUUGUGUGGGAUCAGCUAAAAAGAGGGCCCGGAAGACUUCAGACUCUGACGAUGAAGAACCUAAGAUUGAGGAAGAGGUUCAGAAGUCAGGUGAAGAACAGACCAAGACUGCAGAGUCUCCUAUUGAAAGCUCACAGGAGGUCGAGCGUGAAAAUUUGGCUUCUUCUCCAGAGCCAGAAGGAGAGCUUGUCUCUACAUGGGAGUCCUUCAAAAGGCUGGUAACACAACGUAAGAAACCCAAGGCUGAAGACAAGUCUGAUGAAGCACAGGGUCCAGAGCAGGCAACAUCUGACAGUGAACUACCCAAAGAAGAGUCAUCCUUCUCGCUUAGAAAACUAAUUCCCAGAAGAAAGAAGAAGUCUGAUGCUAAACAAGGACAGGUGUCUUCUGAUGUUGGAUCUGCAGAAGAAGAUUCUGACACACCUGCUGUUGUGCCUCUGUCAGAGUAUGAUAACGAACAAUCAGAGAAGGCAACAGAUGAACAAAAACAGUCAGAAGAGGCAAAACCAGAGGUCACACCUGUCACACCAGUCACUCCUGGAAAAGCAUCAGCUGAGGACAGAUCUCCUUCUUGGAUCCCAGCUACUGUGGAGAAUGCUGAAGAUGAGGCUGACGGAAAGCCAUUAAGUGAUAUACCAGAGGAAGGGGAUACAGCGGCUACACCUAAAUCAACCGAUAACACGAUUGCAGAAGACAUCAUAGAGUUUACUUCAGAAGCAGUCACAGCCAUUGAGCCAGCAGAGGAAACUGAAAUGGUUUCUGCUCUGUCACGUAUCACAGAGUUACCUGAUACAUCUGGUGAGACUUCACCAGUUCCAGAAGAUGGGGUUGUAAAGAAGGCUGAAGCCAUUUUACAAGAAGCUGUAGAAACUAUCAGUAUUACAUCAAGUGCAGUGGCUGUCACAGUUGCAGAGGAGCAGGCAAAAAGUAUGGUUGUCUCUACAAGCCCAUUCCAGAUUGAGUCAGCCAUUAAGGAGGAGAAAGUGGUCUUGGCUGUUCAUGAGAAAAGCGAAGCAAUAGCCAUCUGCACCAGCCUCGACACCAGUGAAAUUAAAGCUGUAGAAAAAGAAAGUAAUUUGAAAGCUACAGUGGAAGCUGUCACCGCUGUCAGUGAGGCACUGUCUGUAGAGGUGGCUGCAGAGGACCAAACUUUAAAACCAGAAGAAGCUGAAGUGGCAGGGGACAAAGUGUCUGUGGCACAAGUUAACGAAGUUCAAACUGAGUGCAAAGAACAGCCUCCAGCCUCUGUGGAACAUACCAUGGAGGAGACUGUAGCGGUUCAUACGAUGAGUGAGAUCCAGGAAGCAACAGCAGUCAAAGUGGUGGAGGUGACACCCAUUCAGGAGAUAGAGAUUGUUGAGGAACCAGUAGUGGUUGAAAACUCUCCAAAGGUGUUGGCAGAGAGCCCUGUUGAAUCAACUGUAGAACAUCCAGUCUGUGCUCAGACAGUGGAGAUCACUGAAGCUACUGCUGUUGAAGAGGAGGUGAAGGAGCUAAAAGAUGUUUCAGAAUCAAUCGCCAGUGUUGAGAUAGAAUCUGUAGAAGUAACUGUACCAAAAGAAAUUAAAUCACUUGCAGAUACCCUAUUGGCUGAGAUAACCGUGUCUCAGGAAGAUCCAAUUCCUGUCCUCACGACAGUAGAUGAGAUUGCAGUGAAAGAAGAGAUUGUCUGUGUUUGCCCACCCUCAGACUCUAAAACAGAAGCAGAGGGUAAGAGUGAGGUUGCUACAGAGAACAUUUUCACUCAAGUCCACAUUACCACAGAUGUUGAGGUUGUUUCAGUGAGUGAUUCUGUUGAUGGAAACAGUGAAGUUGCAGCACCCAGCAUCAGUACUGUGAUUGAGGAAGCUGGUAAGACAGACGAGGAAGAGGUGGAAGCUAAGCAGAAGGAAGCAGAAGCCAUUCAGGAACAGAGCACAGUCAUUGUUCAGGAAGUACUUCAAAAUUUUGUUGAGAACCUCAGUGAAAUGCAUAUGGAACAAGAGUUAGAAGAGAAGCCUGUGGAGGAGAUUCACUCAGAAAAACCUGAAAAGGUUUCAUCUGCAGCUGAGGAGGAAAGAUUGGCACAAGAUGCACCAGUCUCAGAAGAAAAAUUAAUAGUAGAUACACAAAUUCAAGAAGAAAUAAAGCCUGAGACAGAGAAGAAAGCCGAAGAAGAGCCAACCGAAAUCAUUACUGAGACAUUGCCAGUCAGCGAAGCGGUUCAGAUUUCUGAGAAAGUUGUGGAAGCUGUGGCAGAAGAAAUUAAACCACAGGAGCAUGAGACGUCCUCAGUCUCAGUGGAAGCAACACAACUACCUACAGAUGUAGUGAAACAGGAAGUUGAAUUAAAGAAAAGUGAAAAGGAGGCAGAGGAAGACAAAACAGUCAGCAUUGAAAGCGAAGAUGGUAAAUGUGAAGUUAAGAAAGAUCAAAAUGAAGAAGCAAGUGGAACCACAGAGACACCGGCUUUGGAGGAGAGCAGUCAAGUACAAACUGCCUCUCUUGAAAGCACAAAGCAUGCUGAGAUUGUCGAAGAGGAGAGUCAGCAGGCCCAAGACAUGAAGAUAGAUACAACAAUGGCGGGUAAGACUGAAAGUGCAACGCAAGAUUCUGAAAUUUCUGUGAAAGAAGACAGCACCAAACGUCAGGAGCCAUCAAAAGAUGUGCCUCAAACAGACUUGGAAGAGGCACAAAAGGAUAUUUCAGCACCAGAAAUGAAAGGCCAGGAGGGGUCCGGAGAUCCCGUCUGUCAAAAGACAGAUGCUGAAGCCAGUGAGGUGAAGGCGGCUGCUGUGGAGACACCAAAAGCCACUAAAGAAGAGGACACUGAGAAGGAGAUUGACACCGUCACCACAGAGACUGCUACAGUGUCAUGAGCCAGCUGCAUGUAUUAGGUGAUUGUACAAGAAGCUCCUCUAGAAGAUAUAGGAGAAGAAGAUAGAGCCAGAGACUCAUCCAUCCAUCGAUCCAUCCAUCCAUCCAUCUCACAACAUCAUUUUAUAACGUCUGGGUUCCAGCCCACUUUAAAAAUCUUUUUCUGAAUAAAUGGAUUUUUUUUCUGACAUCUUAUUCUCACAGAUGGAGUGUGUCAUGAAGGGUUGCUGUCAGAUGGAGAGAAACGUGUAUGUGUAUGUCCUUUGUGUGUGUGUGUGUGUGUCUGUGAGCGCGUGUGAGAUCUUAUCUUGUAUAUUGUAUUUAUAUCUGAAAUACCCCGUCAUCCUGACCUUGACCAGAAUGACCCGGAAACGUAUGACGUCACCCACGUACAAUGUUGUUUUUUUAUUUUGUUUUGUUUUUUAUGAAUUAUGGUACACGUGCGUAGUUAAACAUCAAGAGUGUUGAUGAGAGCCAGCAUAAUCAUUUCCAUUCCUACUGUACAUAUAUAUCAUAUAUAUAUACAUAUAUAUAUAUAUAUAAAACCACAUUCUUUAUUUCGCGACUGUGAAAGUUUCUUUUGUUUAGUUCUCCCGUGUUUAAGAAGCACACGCUAUCAGUAAAACACUGCUUUCAUCUUUAACAUGUGAACAAAUGAUGAGAUUUGACAGCACUGUUCAGUACAGGAUGUAUUCUUUACUGUGUGUGUUUUUUGUUUUUUUAAUAUUCAAAAAUAAUGUGCUGUGUGCACUGGCGACAUCUACAGGAAGCCAGCUCUUUUGUCGUUUUUCUUAACGAAAUUAAUUUGCAUUCACAAUUUGUGUUUUUUUUGUUGGUUUGUUUGUGCUUUUUUUUUUUUUACAAACAUUAUUCAUAUCGUGCUAAAAGCGUUUGUAUUUUAAUUUCUGUAUCAUAGACUAACAAUGUGACUCAUUCCAGUGAUGAUUCCAUGUUUCCGAACAAAUUAUUCACAACUUCUUUUAGUGCUUUGAAGCCUUUGAUGCAUGAGACCUGAACAAACAGAACUAAGAAGAAACAAAAAUCUCUCUUUCAUCUCUCAUUAAAUUCCCAUCAUUACUUUGUGAUCCUGCUGAUUAUUAGGAUGCAGUAAACAAUUUCUCAGUGAUGCAGCAGCGACUAUCAGUGUUUUUUGGAUGUGAAGAUCCCUGCAAAGAUGCUUUAUUUUGAUAAAAUAGACAAGGAACCUAAAAAAAAAUACAACAACAUAAAAACAAAGCGAAGAAUGUUCUUUAGUUAUCACAGCUUGUAUGAAACCCCCAGGUCGCAUCCUGUUCUCUGCUUUUUCUAAAAACACAAAAAUAUUACUGUGAAGCUCCUUAACAUUUGUACAAAUUGUAUACCUGUGUAUCUUAAAUCAUAUUGUAUUAUUAUAUAACCAAUGAGAGCAUUAGACGACGUUAUGUAGCAUGAUCUGGUUUUUUUAUUCGUCAAGCUGUUAAUAAUAUGGAUACAGAACCAUGUCUAUAUUUCAUUUAAAUAAAAGUUAGCAUCGUAAAGCCA
Molecule: messenger RNA, 6469 nt
Organism: Tachysurus vachellii
Lineage: Eukaryota; Metazoa; Chordata; Actinopteri; Siluriformes; Bagridae
Gene: akap12b
Product: A kinase (PRKA) anchor protein 12b
Exons: 4
Coding region: 127-4950 (1607 amino acids)
Biological process (GO): regulation of protein kinase C signaling; signal transduction
Cellular component (GO): cytoplasm
Molecular function (GO): calmodulin binding; protein kinase A binding
Source: RefSeq, a predicted model, not a curated record